Messenger RNA from Nicotiana attenuata, 321 nucleotides. RefSeq lists its product as uncharacterized. Lineage: Eukaryota; Viridiplantae; Streptophyta; Magnoliopsida; Solanales; Solanaceae. Bases 1 to 321 code for a protein of 106 amino acids. The record is from RefSeq and is a predicted model, not a curated record. The transcript has 2 exons.
AUGAACAAAGUCCAAUUGAUUCGACAGAAAUUGCUUACAGCUCAAAGUAGACAAAAAUCUUAUGCGGAUAAGAGAAGAAGAGGUUUAGUGUUUACAAUUGGGGACAAAGUGUUCCUACGAGUCUCUCCUAUGAAAGGUGUGAUGCAGUUUGGGAAAAAAGUUUUUCAUGUCUCAAUGCUAAGGAAAUGUAUAUCAGACUCAUCUCAGGUGCUUGAAGAACCUGUUACAUCGCUCGAUGAGAACUUGUCUUACGAGGAGGAGCCAAUGGCUAUUGUUGAUAGGCAAGUAGGAAGCUACGGUCAAAAGAAUUAUGUUCCUUAA